AUGGCCGAGGAUCGCUUUGAUCAAGCACCUACAACACUCCAGGUACAACUUUACCUCGAAUGGUUUGCGCAGACAAGGACAGGUAUUUUGGAGGAGAAUAUAACGGAUGUUACCGUUCGCAACCGCCUCUCAUGCCUCAAGCGUACUGUCAAACUGCACACGCAAUAUCAGUACACACAGCUCCAAAACGCAGAGAUCGACAAGUUCAUCGAAAAGCGUUUGGUUUAUGGGAAGCAUGUCUCAACAUGUGCUCGAAAAAAGCCGCUUGCACCACUCGGCGUGGCUGAAGACAUCAUUCGCUUUCUCUUCGCCUGUGACGAGUAUAUGGGGUUGCACCAUCGUCUACGCAACCAGAUGGCUUUUGCUAUCCAACUCAUGUUGCUUAUUGGUGUCCGGCCGGGCGAGAUCAUUGAAUCUGAUGCGUGGCGUCAAUCCAAUGAAGGCCUGCAUUAUAGAGAUGUUGAGCUCAUCUACCAGCGUACCGAAACAUACCACGGAUGGCUCCUCUAUGUCAAAUUGAGGAACCGGAAAGGACAUCGUGAGUACAAGAAGCACGCACCAACCAUGGUUCUAUACGAAGAGCCGCUCAUGAGAUACAUGUGUCCGGUCACGUGGUUUUUAUCUCUUGCCUUCGCAGAUGGCGUUUUUAGAGAUCUAUCUUCAUACAAAGACCUCAGCAAAGUAGAGCCCCCGCCAGGGAGCUCCCUUUACAGAGCCAAGUACACAGAUGUGGCUUCAGAGCGCCCUAUCAUGCGGAAUGUGCGCGCGGAUGGAACGAUAUCCGAAGACAAAAUCUGGACCUACGACUGCUUCAACUUAGCAUUGAGGGGUACUGGACAA
Molecule: messenger RNA, 840 nt
Organism: Macroventuria anomochaeta
Lineage: Eukaryota; Fungi; Ascomycota; Dothideomycetes; Pleosporales; Didymellaceae
Exons: 2
Source: RefSeq, a predicted model, not a curated record